GUUCUGCAAGAUGGCGGACGAAGGUGUAGCGCAAAAAGUGUGUGAAACACCAGCCUGUAACAAGCCAGCCAGUCUACAAUGCCCUUCUUGCAUCAAGUUAAAUAUCGAGGGAAGCUUCUUUUGUUCACAGGACUGUUUCAAAGGUUACUGGAAUGAGCACAAAAAACUUCACAAAGCUGCCAAAGCUGCAGGUGAAAUGAAUGUUAAAACCAGCAAUAGUUAUAAUCCUUGGCCAGACUAUAGAUUUACAGGCAAGAUACGACCAUGGCCACAGACACCAAUGAAAACGGUUCCACCACACAUUGAAAGACCAGACUAUGCUGAUACUGGAAAUCCAAUCUCUGAGAUGAAAUCAAAGCAGAGUACUCAAAUCCAAGUUCUUUCUAAAGAUGAAAUAGAAGGCAUGAGACUAGUUUGCAAAUUAGCAAGAGAAGUGCUAGAUGAAGGUGCAAAAGCAAUUAAAAUUGGAGCAACAGGAGAUGAAAUAGACAGAAUUGUACAUGAGGCUAGUGUAGAGAGAAAUUGUUACCCAUCUCCACUAAACUAUCACAACUUCCCAAAGUCUUGCUGCACGUCAGUUAAUGAAGUUAUCUGCCAUGGAAUACCAGACAAGAGACCUCUAGAGGAUGGUGACAUAGUUAAUUUGGACAUCACGGUGUAUCAUGGUGGUUUCCAUGGUGAUUUAAAUGAGACCUUCUUUGUGGGCAAUGUAGACAGCAACUCCAAGAAGCUAGUUAAUGUAACACAUGAAUGUCUUAUGCAGGCCAUAGACAUAGUGAAGCCUGGUGUACGAUACAGAGAGAUUGGAAAUGUAAUACAGAAGCAUGCCCAAGCUCAUGGAUUUUCUGUUGUUAGAAGCUACUGCGGUCAUGGAAUAAAUCAGUUAUUUCACACAGCACCAAGUGUUCCUCACUAUUCCAAAAACAAAGCUGUUGGAGUCAUGAAACCAGGACAUACAUUUACUAUUGAGCCUAUGAUCUCUCAAGGCACCUGGAGAGAUGAGACGUGGCCAGACAGAUGGACAGCUGUCACUCAAGAUGGUAAACGAUCAGCACAGUUUGAACAUACUUUGUUGGUUACAGAAACAGGUUGUGAUAUCUUAACUGCACGUCUAGAAGAAAAUGGAGCCCCACAUUUCAAGUCACAAAUGUAAAGUCCGAGAAUUUAACUAGACAAUACAGUAUUGUGGUAUGGCCCUGUCUUGAAUUGCUGUUGUAGUAUACGAAGUUUUAAUGCAAAAGGAACCAUCAUUUCCCAAAUAAUUUGUUUCCUCAACUUCACACGGUGAAAAAACAUUCAAGUUUGAUAAGCAAAAUUGGGGGUCACCAUUUUUUAUAUUUUUGGUACAUUAACAACUUAUCUAAUUCUUUAUAAAUUGCUCAAAAAAAAUGGGUCACCAAUGUUUUUCUUUAAGAUUUAGCCGAUCAUUUUUUUAAUGAGUGUAAGAGCUUGAUCUUGGAAAAAACCAUGUGCCCAGAACAGAUGUGCACAAACAAUAGUUGAACAUCCUAAAACAGUGCUUCUGUAAGAAAUAUCAAAAUCAAUUGCAACUCAAAAACAACUUUGGCAUUCAAAGUUAGGAAACUUAAUUUUUAUCAUGGAAUACAGGUAGAGCUAUUUAGCUUGUGCAUGAUGUUCUUUCCAUUUCAGAACAUUUGUCAUUCUCAGGUACUUAUGUAUGUGUCUCACAACCAUUAAACAGAGACAUGAUACUCAAGGGAAUGACACAUGUUCUGAAAUGAAUGGGAAAACAUUAAGACUGGUCUACUUCUUUAGGUCAUUAUAUUAUGCUCAAUAACACAAUAUUGGACUAAUUGAUCCUAUACUUAGUUUUUAUAUUAUGAUUAUGGAAACAAACUACUCUAGCUAUAGUAUAGUAGUUAUGAAAUAUGCGUUCAGUGUGAGUAAUGAAAUAGAGAAUAAGAGAAAAAUAUCAAAUGAUGUUUUUUCUCUUAUUCUCUAUUGUAGCUAUAGUGAGAUUGUAAGAUUACAUCAAAUAAGACUCAACAUCAUUGUUCUGAAAAUCUUCUAUUUUAUUCCAAUUUAUUUCAUUUUCUUUAGCAAUCAAUUUAUUAAUUAACUACAGUAUAGUAUAGACAAUGAUCAACAUGACUAGGGUUUAACCAGUUUCUUGGAGAGCUUGAUAUGUAAGACGGAACACACCUGUGAGAAAGAAAACAGCGUUUAAAAAUGUGUCAUUAAAGGCUGAUAUUUGCUAGUUGAGGAGGAAAGCGAUUGAUGGUCUGUGUUCCUAUGGGGACGAUGGGCUUAAGUAAGUAACGACUGAUAAUAUGACAAGAUGAAUUAUUCUGCUUAGCAUUUGUAGUUUUUUAAAACUUGAUAAUCAAUAAAAAAAAUUCAAGUAAAAAAAAAUUUAUAACUAAGAAAAGCAUAUACAGGUGUCAAAAAUUAUUCUACACAUAGUGAAAUGACAGUCAACUUUGUACCGGAGGUAGCCAAAGCUCUGUUUGUGGUAGCCUUCAAAUAACCAAGAAUACCUGUUAUUUUCAUUCCAUUAUCAAAUUGGAAUUUAGAAAUUGAUUUUUAUGGAGGGAGGGAAAAAUGGCUGUUGAGCAUGCCCUGAGACCAAAACCCCUCAUGUGUAAGUGACCUUAAAGAGUAUAAUUAUCAAGGAAAAAUGUGGUCUUCUCUUUUCAGAGAUAUAAACAUUAAAUUUGAAAUAUCAAUAACUUUGCAAAUGAGAUGACGUAAAUUCCAUUGUUACGUUUCGCAGUGUAAAUUAUGACAAGUGUUCUGAAGUGAAAUAACCUAAGUAAACUACUUAAAAGUAGUUUGAAAAUCAUCCUUAUAACUGAAAUAUAUAGUUUUAAAUACUUUUAGGUUCAGAACACUAAACUAAAUUAAACUGCAAAACGUAACAUUCUUGAAUUUAUGUCAUCUCAUUUGCAUAUUGAUAUUUCAAAUGUUUAUAUCUUUGAAAAGAGAAAACCACAUACAAAGAUACUGCAACCAUGCUACUACACUGUUCACAUAUAAGUGAUUUUGAAAAUAAGAAUUUUCCCUUGAUAUACAUUUUAAAUGGAUAUUGUUGAAUCCUAAACGUGAUGGUGCUAGAUCACAGUGUGCUAGUGUACCGACAAGUAUGAUCAAAAUGGGAGAUAAUAAUAAUAGUGUUGAUACUCACACUCCUUCAUCCUUACAUGUGGACAAUUGAACGAAUACUAAAAAUAAAUUAAAAUAAAAUAGUUACAUGUAUUGUGUGUAAUAGAGAUUAAGCUAGCAACUGUAGAUCCUAUUUAUCAGAUUUCAUGAGAUUUAGGACCUUUGAAUUGGUUGGUCAAUGUACUUUGAUGUCUGGGAACCGGCUAUAUAUAAAAGGUUAGGUAAUGUAUGAAUGCUUACUGUGAUAUUUCUCAAUAAAAUUACGAGUUGUCUGUUAAAA
Molecule: messenger RNA, 3403 nt
Organism: Actinia tenebrosa (Australian red waratah sea anemone)
Lineage: Eukaryota; Metazoa; Cnidaria; Anthozoa; Actiniaria; Actiniidae
Product: methionine aminopeptidase 1
Biological process (GO): proteolysis
Cellular component (GO): cytosol
Molecular function (GO): metalloaminopeptidase activity
Source: RefSeq, a predicted model, not a curated record